AUGUUAUCAGUUGCUGAAACUAAUGCACAAUUGAUUGACUUUUUUCAACCGUUCAGUGAUAUUACGGGCAACAGCUUUUGGUCUGAUAUUAUUGAAGCGUUAACGCAGUUCUUCAAAUUUCCCAAACUUGCUUCACCACCACCCAGAACUGAUGUUUCGAGUAUGUUCAGCGUUCCUGGAAGUGGUCCAGCAGCAUCCAGAAAUGAUAUUAUUGGUUUAUGGGAUGUUUUCACUGGUAUGGGUGUCCGUACAACAAAUUUUUUGCCAUAUUAUUAUUAUCUUAUUAACGGUUAG
Molecule: messenger RNA, 294 nt
Organism: Cercopithifilaria johnstoni
Lineage: Eukaryota; Metazoa; Nematoda; Chromadorea; Rhabditida; Onchocercidae
Source: the annotation of a GenBank genome assembly